AUGAAGACUCCGACAUUGAUAUUGGUUUGGUGUACGCUCAUCAAAUUCAGCGUAGUAGCUCAGGGUACUACAACAUACUCUGGGCCGUUAUACGUGAGAGUGGGGGAAGACUUCGUACUGAAGUGUAGCACGAAUGCUUUCCGCUUCCCUAAAUGGAGUCUCAAUGGACGGAGCUUAGAAGACGAUUUCGCGAUUCAGUUUAUCAGAGUCAAGGGAAACGGACGUCAGGAAGCAGAACUUCGGGUACUCGACGCCGGCCUGCAGCAUUCCGGGGCAUAUAGCUGCGAUCCAUUCGAUUCAGAUAAACACCACGUGUACGUCGUGGACCCAGAGAAUGUCAACGACACCCAAAGGUGCUUCCUGAUCAAGCCGGAAACAUCGCUCGCGCUUGGCUGUCAGCCGGAAUGGAAAACUCCAUUCUUCUGGUAUUACGGUAAAGACGAGACCAGAUACCUGCCGAAAGGUCAUGUGGAAUUGCGCACAUCGCAGCUGCUAUUCCAUGGCAUGCAACUCUCCGAUGCCGGACGUUACAUUUGUAGGAGUGUGAAAGAUCCGCUUGUCGAAACAACGUAUCACCUCGUCACUCCUAUCAGCACUCAACGUGAUCAUAGCUGGACCAAGGUCGCCCUUAUAGGAUCCUCAGUCGCAUUGGAUUGCGAUUUCGUCGCCGACCCGCAGCCUCAUAUCGAAUGGUUCAUAGGGAGUGAUCACGCUGAGUUGAAGAAAAGAGCUCAUCAUCGAGUGCACAUCUCAGUGAACCCCAGUACAGGAGUACCAAACUCCCGCUUGAUUGUUCAGAACGUGAAUCCCUCGGACAACAACGCAUACACAUGCCGAGCUUCGCAUCUGAUGUGCGGGAUACAGACCGAACAAGUCGUGACCCUCAGAGCUCAACAGUCCGAGAUUUUGACGAACGAGGCAGAGACGGAGUACGGAUACCACGGCGUGGUCGUCAAUGCAAAAUCUCAGAAGUUAGUCCUCAAAUGCAACUAUACCGGGUACUGGAAAGAUGACGCGGAACCGCCGACGUAUGUCUGGCUCAAGAAUCAAUCGGUCAUCAGCGAGAGCUCAAAAUAUCACAUCAAGAACGAGGGUCCGGCUUCCACUUUGACAGUGACUAAUUGCGAUGUUUCGGACGCCGGCAAUUAUACGUGUAAAUUCAAUAAUGAUCAACAAGCUACCCUGAUGGUAUUCAUGUACCCGACGAUAGAUCACGUGGAGGGAUCGAAAAUCCAGGUUCAGGGAGAUCCUCUCACGUUGCUAUGCAAAGUUCGUGGAGUCCCCACUCCGACUGUCACAUGGUACAAAGAGGAUGCGCAGCUCGAAGCCGACGAGCGGGUCGAGCUCAUUGAAUUAGAGGGCGUCGCCAACGCGAAGCUCGUCAUCAAGGACUUGCAGUAUCAAGAUAAAGGCCGUUACGUUUGUAAGGCUAAAGCAGCCAACGUUACGCGCUCAGUGGAGAUCAACGUUCGCGUGAAGGAUAAAUAUGCUGCGCUCUGGCCAUUCCUCGGAAUCUGUGCAGAAGUCGCCAUCUUGUGCACAAUCAUUUUCAUCUACGAAAGACGUCGCACGAAGCCCGAAUUCGAGGAUGACGAUGACAAGAAGGAGUCGUCGAGCCGCAAAUAAUUCCCCGAGAUGCCUCUUACUGCCACGAUGCAUCGAUCAACGCUUUAACUGAUAGAUUCAGCGGACGGGAGGGAUAGGCCCACAUUAUUUGAAGUGUGCAUCGAUGAAAUAUCUUGCGGCCUAGAUUAUGUACACAAUGUCCGUGCACACGGGUCCCCUUCCGUAUGAAGCUCGCGGAAUCGCGCGGUUCUUCCUAGCUGAUUUCCCAUCCCGAACUCUCCUCCAGAGGAAUAUCCGCAUGAUCGAGGUAGCCCUCGACGGAGCCAUCUGACAGCCCUCAAGGGACUUUCCCUUUGCGAUGACCUUCCGAGUCCCCUCUAUUGAGAAAGGGGGGGGGGGGCAGAGAACGGGCAUUGAUUUCCAGCCCAAACACCUCGCAGGUCUUCAAGACGGCGCCUUUUUUGAGGGCUAGACUUCCUUAUGGUGAUGAGACUAGUUAGGCCUCCCAAGGCUCAUGGGUGUUUUGCGAAACGACAUGGCUCAGAGGCAAGAGUUGUUCUUCGCCGUUUUCGCUAUUCAUCAUCGCGCUCGCGAAAUGGGCGUUCUCUGAGCGAACGACUGUACACCGGUUGUCGUCGCCGUACCCUGCGAUAUUCCCGGCGGAGGAAUAAGAAUUAUGAUGAGAAUGGCAUUAUCUUUCCUACGUUCAGAAUACGAUAACCGUGUAUUACUUUGUAAGGGAGAUGGCUCUCAAAACUGUUCUGACCAGUACGACGAGGGGUACAACAGGAUGAACGGGAUGAGUUUUCGCGAGGAUGGAGGAAACAGAGCUGUUGCUGUCGUGUUCAUAGGAGGAAGCAUUCGCUUCGGUUAUUAUUUAAACCUCUCCGAGUUCGGCUGACGCUUCUCCCGUUAUGUAGAAAGCGCCAUUCUCUGUUAAAUAAUGUUAAUGUUGACGAGGAGGCGCAUAGUUUUGAUAUGUUUCCCUAGAAGCAAUCCUCCCAUCAUUAAGAGCUCGAUUUUGAUAGACAGUAAUCACUCGCCUCUCGUUUCGCCUCUUGGAAGAUGAUGAGGGAGGAAUCUCCCUCCCAUAUUCGAACGUUCCCGGAAUACACUCUUAAAAGUUUUCCUCUUCAAUAAUCUUCUCUCAAAGCGGUGAUGUACCGUUAGUGGUGGUCCUUAUACGUCUCGUUCAUAUAUUUUCCUCAGGAAUCUUCCCUGGAACUAUCCGAGUCUCACGAUUCUUCCCCGAUCGUUUCACGCUCGCAGUUCCUGGAGAUAUCCUCCACACUUCUCACCGUAGAGCUCCCGCACAGUGCGCCGAGCCGCCAGAUUUCCCCCUCAUACCUCUCCAUGGAGCCCGAUAACGGCAAAUGACCAAUUAAUUCAUUCACGCUCAACUCCUCCUUGAGACUCUUUCCCGCAUGGUAUAUCGUUGAAUAUUCAUGUGUUCGGUAUCUCGCUCGACAAUGUUUGAUCCUAAUGAUAGUGCUCGCAAUGUUUCUCUUUUCGACAUCAGAACGACGGAAGCAGCAAACCGACGAAUAAUGACGUUUAAUUAUGAACUGCAUAUCUAUCGGAGAGAAGGAGAAUGCGAGUCGAAAGACCCGAGGAUUCACUACGGCAGACGGGGAGUAAAGAGCGAAUUGGAAAUUCGCAAUUUUCAUGGUGAAUUUAGCUCCUCUCUUGGAACGAGGAUAGGCAAGUCAAGGCUAUCAACCACGACACUGGAAUGGAGAUCAAGAAGCUGGAUCACCCAUGAUGAUGUGUGAAGAGGGUCGGGGGUGCUUGAGUCUUUUUUAUAAGUCGGCUUGACCAUGAAGACAUAACAAGAACCACAUAUAGAAUUUAUAUUCAAUUGUUAGAGCGGAUUCGAACGGAGCGUUGAAUUUUUGCAUCACAUAAAUAGAUCUUUAACGUUAUAGGAACUCUUUGCGCCGCUGGUAGUUCCACUUGAAGACUUCACUGUGACUUACCGCAGCACGAGUGAAAGUUAUGAGACACUUGAUCGUAAUGAUAUACUGCUUUUAAUAAAAAUACUC
Galendromus occidentalis (western predatory mite) is the source of this 3608-nucleotide messenger RNA. RefSeq names its product immunoglobulin domain-containing protein Bsg (gene Bsg). Bases 1 to 1626 code for a protein of 541 amino acids. Lineage: Eukaryota; Metazoa; Arthropoda; Arachnida; Mesostigmata; Phytoseiidae. The transcript has 15 exons. The record is from RefSeq and is a predicted model, not a curated record.